CGAUUGUCUCGUCUCGGCGUCAAAAUGAAGAGGUCGGCGUUGCCGCGGCAAUGGUCGAUGGACUCCAUCCAGCACUCCAUCUUCUUGAUGCGGCGGAGAAUAUCAUGGAGAAAGGCCAUUCAAUUCCUUCUGAUUGUUGCCGUCUCCGUGAGCUUGCUGUACGCUCUCAGCGUCAACCUCUUCGUCGUGUCGACGCACAAGUACAUCCACUACAGUGGCCUUGACUUGGACGUAGUGGCCAAGCCUCCUUUGGUCGCCAGAGCUGUUAGAGCUCAAUCGCACGAGCCACCGUUGCUUGCGUUCACAAUUCUACAGAUCCCAGACAUGCAUUAUACUGGCAACCCCAACCAUCCAUGUCGGAACCCGCCACCGUCUGAGUACCCAUGCACAGAAGCCAACAUGACAGCCUUCGUGGCAUCCUUGCUUGACGACGUCAAGCCGGACUUUGUCGUGUUUACAGGAGACCAAAUUGAGUCGGUCGAAGUGCAUCAGUCGGUGUACCAAGUCAACCAAGCACUGUACGCCUUCAGCAAAGGCACGAUCGAGCGCAACAUCCCGUGGGCCAUGGUGUUUGGCAACCACGACCAGGGGGACUCCAUGUCGAAGCGAGAAAUGUUCCGCCGUCUCAACGCUAUGCCGUUGUCGUACUCUGAGUUUGGUCCCAAGACCUCUACCUCGCGCGUGGGAAACUACCACCUGCAAAUCGACGCACCGGUCGCAGGGACGUGGGGACCAAGCGGCAAAGCGCUACUCCGCCUAUACUUUCUUGAUUCCGAAGACGGGCAAUUCACACCGGACCAGCAGACACAUCUCUUGGACGUGGCAGCGCAACAUGCCCAUCAACACGUGCCCGCCCUCGUGUUUUUUCACAAUCCGUUACCCGAGUAUGCUGAAUUCGAGUCUGCCAUCAAGAAUGACCUGCCUCGCCAAGGCCACCUCGGCGAAGCAGUGACCCAUGCACACACCAACAGCCAUCUCUUUGAGACGAUCUUGCAGAUGGGCGACGUCAAAGCCACCUUUGCCGGCCACGACCACUUGAACGACUAUUGCUUUCGCAAAGACAGCGUGCAUUUGUGUUACGGAGGCGGCGUCGGCUAUGGUGCUGCGUACGGCAACGACGCUAUUCCGCGACGGGCGCGUGUCAUCGAAUGGGCUUUGGCUCCUCGGGAGGAAGUCAUCACGACGCAUUUGGUGCAGCGCAGCAACACGGGCAGCAUCACUCAUGGAGAAUCGUAUUUGAUUUAUCAGAGAAAAAAUUUGAAGCAAUCUGGCAUCGAUGGCGGCGGCGGCUUGCGUGGUGGUCGUGACUCUUAAGGGGGAGUGGCCAGCGCGUCAAUUUCCGAUUGAAUCGCGUCCAGUUGAAUGAAAAAGUCGUACAAGUCGG
Messenger RNA from Aphanomyces invadans, 1384 nucleotides. RefSeq lists its product as hypothetical. Lineage: Eukaryota; Oomycota; Saprolegniomycetes; Saprolegniales; Verrucalvaceae. The transcript has 6 exons. Gene Ontology annotation, molecular function: hydrolase activity, acting on ester bonds. The coding region runs from base 25 to 1314 and encodes 429 amino acids. The record is from RefSeq and is a predicted model, not a curated record. Gene Ontology annotation, cellular component: cytoplasm.